Ectocarpus siliculosus is the source of this 2128-nucleotide messenger RNA. The record is from the annotation of a GenBank genome assembly. Lineage: Eukaryota; Phaeophyceae; Ectocarpales; Ectocarpaceae.
GUAUCCGUCUCAGAUUCGUUUGUGAACUGUCUGUUGAAUACGUCAGGCGAAUACACGACAGUAGAACCCAAGAAAACUUUGUCAACUUCCCACGCUCUACCUUCACCCAUGCUUUCAUGUCCCCCGUGUCCCCCAUUGUUAAUGCAGCACAUGCCUAUCCUCGUCAUCACGGACAUCAUGUGUCGUGUAGGUCCGAUCGUCCACGACCGCUGCCAGAUGGCGGCACCGAACGAAGGAGUUCUUCCCCGGGUUGGCGAGCCUGACGAGCAUGGCAUGCGGAAGGUGGACAUCCCAGCACUAGCGCCUCUGGGAAAUUACUUUCUUGGCGCCGAUCAGGUUUCGGAGCCCGUACCGCAGGAGAAAUGCACUCAACGCAAUGUGUACAAUCUCCUGCGCGAUGCGCAAACUUCUCCUCCGGUUCAACGGUUGGACUUCGGUCAGCUUCUCAGCGUUUCAGCAUGGCAGGAUAGCGAAGAAGGGACCACCGCCGUGGACUUCGUGCUGCUUGCUCGGGCCCGUUUGCGGAACCUGCGCCGCCGAAGCCACCACUCCAUGGACCUCUUUGAGGUAGUGGCUGUUCUGAACGUGCGCCUCACCAAGCUCGUGGCUUUCAUCAGCGAAGGACAAGACAAGGAGGUCCCGCCAGCAGUACUUGUCGAGGAAGAGCAGACGGCCCCGGGCUCGGUGCUGCCGACGUUAUCGGCGCAGAGCGUGUUCUCCACACGCGUUCUCGCGGUGGCGACUGGGUCCACCACCGCCAAGGCUCCGGAACUCCCUGCCUUCUCUCAGCAUCUUUGCGAACCUGUGGCUGGCCAGAAUGAUCUUCGACCUGCGGCGCUCGAUCACCUGGUUUUGGCCUACGCCCGGGCCAAGGAGAAGUUCAUCGCGAUUGGACUUCAACCCGCCAACCAGUGCGCAAAGAAGAGGGCAGAACUGGCUGUGCGCUCAGGAGCAUGCUUCGGGUCGGCGGUGCAGCGUACGAAAGCCCUUCAGAUUCAGGUGGCUCAACAUCAACCGGGGAAAAGCGCUGACACCAAUGGCAUCGUGGAAGAGUAUGGCCUUCCGUUCGACAUCCAACCGCUGCAGGAGGACCCCACGGCGACAGUGCGCAGAACGCACGCCUUGGGGAGCAAUGCCGGGCCUUACUACGGGCCUGACGCCCUGCACGACUGCAACCACGGGGAUGACUGCCGCCAAAAGUACGGUGGGAUAGACUCAUGCGCCCAGCUCUCGGGGGUCAACCUCAACGCGCACGAGCAGAACCAUGCGAAGAAGAAAAAGUUUCUGCACAUGUUGAAUGUCAUGAAAUUUGACCGCUUUGCGUUCAUGGUAACUCUGAUCAACGAGACCGAGAAUGAGGCAAUAAACCGCAAAUCGGUGGCAAACAUGGUCAAGCGUGUUCGAGGCCAUGGCUCGGAACGAGUAGAGAUUUGCCAGGCUCAGGUUUGGUUCUGCGGCAGAUGCUUCUGCCAGAAGUCUCUAAUGCGAUCAUUCGACCAGUUCGGCCGGGUCCGGCUGACCUUUGUUAAGCCAUAGCCAUACUUUUGAGGGGGCUCGGAUGUUGUUGUACAAUGUCUCGGAUGCUUUGUGGUACGGUGUCCGCUUGAGCUGAACCGCUUGCGCCAUUACGUCAUUUCGCCCGGUUCGCAGUGGUGGGUAGAGUUCAUUUUUUUUUGUAGUCUUUCGGUUGAUGGUGUGUCGAGGCUGGUGGAAGGAAUAUACAGCUCCGCGUUUUGGGGGAUAGAUACGUUUGGUUUUUCUUGAGGGGAAUUCAUUGAUUUCGCUACACGAUAGGGUUGCUUCAAGAACUAUUUCCGAGCCCACCGACGUUCCGUUUGUCAGCCUUUCACAGCACUUCCAGUACUAUCGACUGCUCGCUGUUUUUUGUGUUUCCAAGAGCGCGAUGUAUCUUUUGCCUUCGAGCCUUGGCUUGAAAGAUGCGUAUCCAAGGACAACCAGACCUGUUCCCAAAUGUGAAAGUAACGAAUUGUCGAAGAACCGUUUUUGAUCCUAUAUCGAAAACAAGGCAGACCUACCUACCAUUGGGUUCGGCUCAUUGCGUUCCAUCCCGAUGAGGGUAGAAAUUAUUUUGUGUUAUGUUUAAGAAAGUUGUCUGGUGCCCACUUGC